Messenger RNA from Salvelinus fontinalis (brook trout), 4528 nucleotides. RefSeq names its product retinal Mueller cells isomerohydrolase-like. The transcript is spliced from 14 exons. Gene Ontology annotation, biological process: zeaxanthin biosynthetic process; retinal metabolic process. Lineage: Eukaryota; Metazoa; Chordata; Actinopteri; Salmoniformes; Salmonidae. The coding region runs from base 150 to 1748 and encodes 532 amino acids. Gene Ontology annotation, molecular function: retinol isomerase activity; all-trans-retinyl-ester hydrolase, 11-cis retinol forming activity; beta-carotene 15,15'-dioxygenase activity. The record is from RefSeq and is a predicted model, not a curated record.
GUUUCAGAGACCUCUGAUUGGUUUGGGGGGAGGUUCUCAAACUCCCGGCGCUCUGCCUGGGAAUCUAACAGUGUCUAUAAAGGCUGCUGAUCACUCCACAGUUCAGACUGAUUUCCUGCACACAAGCUGUGUUUAUUGUCAAUAGGAAAAUGGUUAGUCGAAUUGAGCAUCCGGCUGGUGGCUACAAGAAAAUCUUUGAGACAUGUGAAGAGUUGAAUGAGCCUAUUCCUGCUGUGGUUGUAGGUGUGAUCCCAGAAUGGCUGAGCGGCAGUCUGUUGCGUCUUGGACCCGGCCUGUUUGAGGUGGGGGCUGAGCCUUUCUACCACCUCUUUGAUGGCCAGGCCCUCAUGCACAAGUUUGACCUAAAGAACGGCCAUGUGACAUACUAUCGGAAAUUUGUCAAAACAGAUGCCUAUGUACGAGCCAUGACAGAGAAAAGAGUGGUCAUCACUGAGUUUGGAACAGCAGCCUACCCAGAUCCUUGCAAAAAUAUCUUCUCAAGGUUUUUCACCUACUUCAAAGGGAUUGAGGUGACAGAUAAUUGCUUAGUGAACGUGUACCCUGUUGGUGAGGAUUUCUAUGCCUGCACAGAAACCAACUACAUCACCAAAGUGGACCCAGACACACUGGAGACUCUGAAAAGGGUGGACCUGUGUGACUACCUCUCGGUCAAUGGAGUGACAGCUCAUCCACACAUUGAAAGUGACGGAACAGUGUACAACAUUGGGAACUGUUUUGGGAAGAAUAUGUCACUGGCCUACAACAUUGUCAAAAUUCCUCCCACACCGAAAGACAAGUCAGAUCCCAUUGCAAAGUCCAAGGUUCUUGUGCAGCUCCCCAGCAGUGAGAGAUUCAAACCCUCCUAUGUUCACAGCUUUGGAAUGACAGAAAACUACUUUGUCUUCGUUGAGACUCCAGUGAAGAUAAACCUUCUAAAAUUCUUGACCGCUUGGAGCAUCUGGGGCACAAAUUACAUGGAUUGUUUUGAGUCAAACGAAACCAUGGGUACAUGGUUCCAUCUGGCUACAAAGGACCCAGCUGAAUACAUAGAGCAUAAAUUCAGGACUUCUGCCUUCAAUCUCUUCCAUCACAUCAACAGCUAUGAGGACGAUGGCUUCAUCGUUGUUGACCUGUGUACUUGGAAAGGUCAUGAGUUUGUCUACAACUACUUAUAUCUGGCCAACCUGCGGGAGAACUGGGAGGAAGUGAAGAAAGCUGCUAUGAGGGCACCUCAGCCAGAGGUCCGGCGAUACGUUCUGCCCAUGGACGUCCACAAGGAGGAACAGGGGAAGAAUAUGAUAUCCCUUCCGUACACCACAGCCACUGCAGUGAUGCGCAGCGAUGGAACCAUCUGGCUGGAGCCCGAGGUUCUGUUUUCUGGACCACGACAAGCUUUCGAGUUCCCUCAGAUCAACUACAGUAAGUUCUCUGGGAAGAACUACAGCUAUGCCUAUGGACUGGGCCUGAACCACUUCAUCCCUGACAGGAUCUGCAAACUGAACGUGAAGACUAAGGAUACGUGGGUGUGGCAGGAGCCAGACUCUUACCCCUCAGAGCCCAUCUUUGUGCAGACCCCAGAUUCAGUGGAGGAAGAUGACGGGGUGUUGUUGAGCAUCGUGGUGAACCCUGGAGCAGACCAGAGGCCAGGGUACCUCCUCAUCCUCAAUGCCAGAGACCUGACAGAGAUCGCACGGGCUGAGGUGGAGGUCAUCAUCCCUGUCACCUUCCAUGGAAUGUACAAGCCUUAGGACUACAUUCUCAACACAUCUACAAUACCACUCCACAGGAGAAAGGGACAAUCAUAAUACUAAAACCUUUGUUGGGUAUGUUUAAAAAAAUAAAUAACAUCACUGAUGUAGCCUGUUCGUGGCUUAGUUUCAAAGUCAAUGUUGUGAUAUACACUGUACAAAAGUAUGUGGACAGCCCUUCAAAUUUGUGGAUUGGGCCAUUUCAGCCACAUCCGUUGCUGAAAGGUAUAUAAAAUCACACAGCCAUGCAAUCUCCAUAGACAAACAUUGGCAGUAGAAUGGCCUUACUGAAGAGCUCAGUGACUUUCAAUGGGGCAUCCUACCAACAUAGGAUGACACUUUUCCAACAAGUCAGUCAAAUUUCUGCCCUGUUAUGAGCUGCCCCGGUGAACUGUAAGUGCUGUUAUUGUGAAGUGGAAAUGUCUAGGAGCAACAAUGGCUCAGCCGUGAAGUGGUAGGCCACAAGCUCACAGAACGGGACCGCUGAAGCAUGUAAAUAUCAUCUGUUGCAACAUUCACUACCGAGUUCCAAACGGCCUCUGGAAGCAACGUCAGCACAAGAACUGCAUUCUCUGGAGUGAUGAAUCACGCUUCACCAUCUGGCAGUCCGAUGGACGAAUCUGGGUUUGGAGGAUGCCAGGAGAACUCUACCUGCCCCAAUGCAUAGUGCCAAAUAUAAAGUUUGGUGGAGGAGGAAUAAUGGUCGGUGGCUAUUUUUCAUGGUUUGGGCUAGUUCCCCUUAGUUAUAGUGAAGGGAAAUCUUAACGUUAUAGCAAAUGACAUUGUAGAUGAUUCCGUGCUUCCAACUUUGUGACAACAGUUUGGGGAAGGCCCUUUCCCGUUUCAGCAUGACAAUACCCCUGUGCACAAAGCGAGGUCCAUACAGAAAUGGUUUGUCAAGAUCGGUGUGGAAGAACUUGACUGGCCUGCACAGAGCCCUGACCUCAACCCCAUCGAAGACCUUUGGGAACGCCGACUGCAAACCAGGCCUAAUUGCCCAACAUCAGUGCCAGACCAUACUAAUGCUCUUGUGGCAAGUCACCAACAUCUAAUGGAAUACCUUCACAGAAGACUGGAGGCUGAUAUAGCAGCAAAGUGGUGACCAACUCCAUAUUAAUGCCCAUGAUUUUGGAAUGAGAUGUUCCACAAGCAGUUGUCCACAUACUUUUGGUCAAGUGUUGUAUCUGUCAUAACCUUGACCCUCAAACUCAGACCUAAAGGUCUAGUGCUCAUUAGCUUUAAUGGAACCAUGUACAAAGUUUUCCCACAUUUUGUUAGCUUGAAUUUAAAAUGGAUUAAAUUGAGUCACUGGCCUACAUACCCCAAAUGUCAAAAUUGAAUUGUUAUAUUGAAAUGUUAACCCCUUUAAGGCAAGCCUAAAUGUGUCACAAGUUGCAUGUACUCAUCCUGUGUGCAAUAGUGUUUAACAUUUGUAAGGUCUCUGUCGAGCACUUGAAUUUCAAACACAGAUUAAUCCAAAGACCAGGGAGGUUUUCCAAGGGCACCUAUUGGUAGAUGGGUAAAUCAAAAAAAGCAGACAUUAUAUCCUUUUGAGCAUGGUGAAAGUUAUUAAUUACACUUUGGAUGGUGUAAUAAUACAACCAGUCAUACAAAGGUACAAGCGUCCUUCCUAACUUAGUUGCCAUAGAGGAAACUGCUCGGGGACUUCACCAUGAGGCCAAUGGCAACUUUAAAACAGAGUUUAAAGGCUGUGAUAGAACUGAUGGAUCAACAACACUAACAUUAAUGAGUGAAAAGGAAGCCUGGGCAGAAUAAAAUUCAUCCAAAACAUGGAUCCUGUUUGCAACAAAGUAAAACUGCAAAAAAUUAACUUUGUCCUGAAUACAAAGUUGUGUUUGGGGCAAAUCCAACAUCAGUAACACUCCAUAUUUUCAAGCAUGGUGCUGGCUGCAUCAUGUUAUGGGUAUGCUUAUCGACAAGGACUAGGGAGUUUUUUUUGUUGAGAAACCUGGUUGUCUGCUUUCCAAGAGACAUGGAGACAAAUUCACCUUUCAGCAGGACAAUAACCUAAAACGCAAGGCCAAAUAAACACGAGUUGCUUACCAAGACGACAUUGAAUGUUCCUGAGUGACCUAAUUAGUUUCGCCUUAAAUCUUUGUCAAGACUAAAAAAUGGCUGUCUAGCAAUGAUUAACACUUAAUGUGCAAAUAUUAUACAAUCUAGGAGAGCAAAACUCUUGAUGUAUCCAGAAAGACUCUUUGGGCAACAAAACCAGCUAACAUGUGUUGACUCAGGUGUGAAUGAGAUUUCUGUAUAUCAUUUUAAAAUACAAUUACAACCACAUGUUUUCCCUUUGUCAAUAUGGAGUAUUGUGUGUAGUUGGGUAUUUAAUACAUUUUGAAUUCAGGCUGUAACAAUGUGUAAAUAAGUCCAGGGGUAUGAAUACAUUCUGAAGGCACUAUGUAAGAAUUAAGACAACACUUUUUUUUGCCUUCUAUGGUACAUGUUUCAAGUUGUAUUUACACAUUCUGCUACAUUUAUUUGUAUGUUAUUACAAAUCUCCAAUGUUUUUUUCUGUGAUCAGCACUUCAAGGCAUUUUGUCAGAUUUAACAGACCUUUUUCUAAGAAAGACAAUUGUAAAAAAAAAAAAAAGUUUCACAUUCGGAGUAAUGGAGUCCUUAUUUUCUCUUUGGAGAGUUGGUAUUCCUGUUGUUUGAUGAUUUUCAGACAAUCACUCAAAACCUAAUGAGAAAGAAAAAAAAUGUAAUGGGCAUGUGUAAACUGAUUACGAUUCACAGAUAAAGGACUUGCAACACUU